CACAAGGAGACCGACAUUACCAGAAAGAGAGCCAACGAUCAGAACCGGGAUAACGCGCAGCAGCCAGCGGGACGGCUGAAGUUCACAAGACGCGUCACAGUUUAGUUGUCCGAAAGGCGGACCUGCGCUGCGAAGUCAUCUAGCGCUCGCACGUCUCUUCCUUCUUCCCCUUCAAUUCCUUUCCUUUCCUUCACUCCGCUUCAGUGCAGUGACCACUACUACUCACAGGGAGGCCACGGUUGCCAACUCUUCACCCUGCUCAAGGAACUCUGCCUCGUUCUGCCCCCAACCCCACUCUCAUACCCAACUCUCAUACCCACACACACCGCAGCGCUGUCGAGAGGGGAGAAGAAGCGCGCUGGAGGAGAGAGAGCAAGGCAGGGGCCAUGGCCGAAGAGGAUUUUGAUGCCUCUAGUUUUACAAGCCAGGGAACAUUCUCUACCAAGGCUCCAGAUCAAGGCUUCAACCCGGCGCUGAUAGUGCUGUUGGUGGUGGUUGGAACCGUUUUAGUCUUUAUUGUUGGAAAUUACGCAUUGUUUUCUUAUGCUAAAAAGACAUUGCCACCAAGAAAGAAGAAACCAGUGUCAAAGAAGAAGCUGAAAAGAGAACGACUGAAAGCAGGUGUUGCUCCUGCUGGUGACUAAGCUGCGUGCCUCUUCUGGAUCCAGGUUCAUGACUAUGAUCUAGGUUCAAAAUUGUUCCGGAGAUUGAAAGCUAGGUCUUUCCAUGUACAAUUACAGGCACGUUGAAAAAUUUAUCAGAUUAUUGGAAAGCUGCUGUAGAAGGGCUGGUCUCUCCUUUCUAUGGAUCAACUUAUCCUGCUGCUUGACUAGCCGGGCGCUCUGUGUUGUAAUUGGACAAAAAACACUUAUCAUGAAGCCGAUGGCGUCUGUGUCGCACGUACUACACCGCUUUGCUUACAGGUUUUACUGGGAUCAGUUGUAGCUAGUCUGCUCGCUGUCCUAUUUCUCGCAAACCGAGAAUGUCCCUUCGCACAGAGGUUUUGACGCCUGUGCUGCCUUUCAAAAUUUUGACUAUACAUAAAGGUGACCACUAUUCAUGUCGC
This is a messenger RNA of Marchantia polymorpha subsp. ruderalis, 1066 nucleotides long. The record is from the annotation of a GenBank genome assembly. Lineage: Eukaryota; Viridiplantae; Streptophyta; Marchantiopsida; Marchantiales; Marchantiaceae.